GCCGCGUCUGUUUUGCUCAGCGUUGAGUGACAUUCCUGUGGAUCAAAGAUCGCUUUCAUUUGCUGGUAUGGAAACUCGCGGCUGCGGCAGUUGAACGCCUAUUUCAUUAAGAAGCGAAAGCGAGGGAAAUAAGGAGCUGAUCAUGGCCAACGCAUAGAGAAUGGACUUGCUUGUGCCGCAGUCAUGGCCAGAUCCGCCAAUAGAUGCACUCAGGAAGGCGAUUCCCGAGUGUCAGCCCCGUCGGAACGGGCAGAGGCCCGGGACUUCGCCGAACCUCGGGAACUGUCUCUUGAAGAAGUGCUGAAAUCCUACCAGCAGCCCAUAAAUGAAGAGCAAGCUUGGGCGGUGUGCUAUCAAUGCUGCAGCUGGCUUAGGGUGCCGCGCCUGGACCGCGCCGAAGACAGAACAGUUUACCAGGUGAAAGAUCCAUCUUCAAUAUUCCUUCACAGAGACGGGACCGUUUCACUGCAUCCGGAGCUCUGGAACAAUAACGAUGACACCGAGGCGCUGUCCUACCCGCCUGUUGCUGAGAGCCAGUUGGUUCAGUCCCUGGGAGUGGCCAUCUACAAGGCCCUGGACUGGGGAUUGGACGAGAGCGAGGAGCGGGAGUUGAGCCCCCAGCUGGAGCAGCUCAUCGACCGCAUGGUCGGAGGGGUUGAAUCCACCGAAGGUGGGAAUGAACCUGGGGGCAAUGGCGCAACUGACGAAGGCUACAGUGGUCAGGAGGAAGAGGAGGAGGAGGAGGAAGGCGAGGUGGCGACUCGCGCAGUGCGCACCCUUCGUCAGGUGAUGGCGCUGUGUGGAACCAGGCUAGCGAACCCAACCCUCGCCCCGGAGCACUACCUCUCAGUGUGCAGGGCCCUGUUCCUGGAGACCUUAGAGCUGCGGACCUUCCUGAGCAAAAUCAGAGAUGCCAAAGAGAUGCUGAAGAAGAUCCGCAGAGAGGACAGCCAGGAGGACCGGAGCGCGGCAGAGCUGGACGCCCUCAAGCACACAGACUGGGCUCGUCUGUGGGUGCAGCUGAUGAAGGAGCUGAGGCAGGGGGUGAAGCUGAAGAAGGUGGAGGAGCAGCCCUUCAACCCGCUGCCCACCGAGUUCAGCCUCACGCCCUUCGAGAUGCUCAUGCAGGACAUCCGCUUGCGCAAGUACAAGCUGCGCAAAGUCAUGGUGGAUGGUGAUAUUCCCACGAGGGUGAAGAGAAACGCACAUGAACUCAUCCUGGAAUUUAUCCGCUCCAGACCACCUCUAAAACCUGCGUCAGAGCGCAGCUUGCCCCCGCCGCCACAGCGGCCGCAGUCCCUCCACGACCGCGUGCUGGAGGGGAUCCGACAGGAGCGCAAGCUCAGGCCUGUGGAUCCUCCCGACUCUAAGAGAGCCUUCGGCUCUCUGCCCUGCCUGGCACACACCUGCUUGUGUGACAUGAAGUCCACUUCCUGUAUAGACCUGUCCGUCACAGAGCUUGGGUCACGCCCUCCCCCCCGACCCAGAGUCCUGCUGAAAGCACCGACUCUGCAGGAGAUGGAAGAGAUGAACAUCUUUGAGGAGGAAGACUCCCCGGACAGUGGGGAGAUGCGCCGAGCGGAGAGCUCCCCCACGCCCCUGAAGCGAGACCGCUCCUUCUCGGAGCACGACCUGGCCGAGCUGCGGGGGGAGAUCCUGCCCUCGCUGUCCGAGUCGGGGCACCUGGGCGGCCCUGUGGUGCUGAGAGGAGAGAGGCCCCGCGCCAACACGCUGGGAGGGGCCUGGCCACUCCCCACCUACAGAGCCUCUUUUCCUGUUGCUGGCUGGAUGCCGUCCUCUCCGGCUCGCUGCUCCCUGAGUUCAGUGGAGGAGGCGUCCGAAGGGGUGGGGAGUGUCUCUCCCUCUCGAGGGGCCAGCAAACGCCAGUGGAUGGAGGAGUUCAGUCACCCCGUGGAGAGCCUCGCAUUAACAGUGGAUGAGGUCAUUAACGUGCGCCGAGUGCUGGUGAAGGCCGAGAUGGAGAAGUUUCUGCAGAACAACGAGCUCUACAACAAUUUGAGGAAGGGCAAGGUAUGCUGUUGCUGCCGGGUCAAGUUUCCACUCUUCUCCUGGCCAUCCACUUGUCUUCUGUGUAAAAGGUCUGUCUGCAGUUCUUGCAGUGCAAAGAUGAAGAUUCCUUCCAAGAAGAUGGCGCACAUUCCCGUUUACACCGUCGGCUUCCACAGCAGCCCGAGGAGCCAGCAUCGCAAGAGCGAGGUCUACAAAUCUCUGCGCUCUCUCUCUCGGCGCUCGGUGGAGGAGGAGUUCCCACACCUGUACGCUCACGGCUGCAGCUUGCGGGACGUGUGCGCCGAGUGCACCAAGUUCGUGGCCGACGUCAUCUCUUCCAGUCGCCGCAGCUUGGACAUCCUCAACAACACGCCCAAGAGAGAGAAGGCGCCCCCCACCACUGCGUCCUCAGCCCCCACCGUCACCUCAGCUAACCAGCAUCCUCAGACUCAGCACCUGCCCCAGCCCACGCCACACACUCAAACGCCAUCCACACCCAGGAAGAAGAUCAAGUGAACUGGCCCUGCCCUGCCCUGCCCUGCCCUGCCCUGUCCUGCCCUGACCAACCCCACCACCACCACCCCCCAUAGACAUACAUUGACCGCCUGUUUGACUGUCUAAUGAAAGACCCCCAGCUUUAAUAAUAAUAGAAAAAAAGACAUUAACACCUUCCAUGGCAGAGAUGGAUUGACUGACUGAGUCUGAUUGAGUGCUGUCCUGACAAUCGAAUGAACUAUCGCACUUGACUUCUAACGCUUCUGCUUUGAAUGGCAGUCUGUUUGAAUGAAUGAUUGAUUGAUUCAUUCAUUCAUUCAUCGAAACUGAUCAAAGAGUUUGACACAUUGAUCUGCUGAUCAACUGGGACUCGUACGUAAUCCCAGCCCCGGGCCGGGAUUGCCCCAUUAGCGCGCUGCUCAGAAUGCCCCCCAGCCCCACACUUGCUGCCCUCUUUGCCUCAGCCUGCAACCCCCUGCUCCCUCUCUCCCCCUGUGUCCCCAGCAUAUUAUGCGCUUGUCUGACAUCGCUGCACCCCAUUCAGGCUGUGUUCCAGAGCUGGACGUAUAGGACAGACCAUGCAGCGAACGCCAUUCUGCCUUAGCUCGUCUUUCACUUCACACUGACCCUUCACCUCUCGGCACACGUUUGGACAAAGAGUAACCGAAGAGUAGGAUAACAAAAUUCGAGAGGAGCAGGGUUAUCCUAAAUGAAAACUCCUAGUUGCCUUGCAUUUUUUUUUUUAUGUUUGAAUGUAUUACUUUAGCUAUUGACAAGCAAACCUGGCACCUCUCCAAUACACAGCCCCUUAGCACUAAGAAGGCAUGUUGGCCUAGACUGUUGUGUGACAGACGUGGGGAUCCACAGGAGGAAAAAGAACGGACUUUGGACAUGACUGCCAGAUCAACGAGCUGCUCCAAGCACUUCUGAACUAUUUUUAAAACUGAUGAAAAAAAGAACUUCACCCAUGAUGGUGGGCGCUAGUGUGCUUUGCCACCACUGUGCGACUGUCUGAAUGUAGGAAGGUAGAGACAGUAACAUACUUGACAUUCUGGCAAAGAGUUUCUGAGCAAAAAGUCUUGUCGCCUCAGCACCUUACUGAACCCGCUGCAGAAAGAGGCCGGAUUGUCCUUGCCCUGCCCGCCGUCGCCCCCACCAACUCGCCACAUGGUCUUGUGUGAUCUGCUUGUAUUUUGUAAACACCUCAACUGCAAUAAAUCAAACUGAAAAAGUG
Molecule: messenger RNA, 3739 nt
Organism: Sardina pilchardus (European sardine)
Lineage: Eukaryota; Metazoa; Chordata; Actinopteri; Clupeiformes; Clupeidae
Gene: spire2
Product: spire-type actin nucleation factor 2
Exons: 15
Coding region: 184-2526 (780 amino acids)
Biological process (GO): Golgi vesicle transport; actin filament polymerization; establishment of meiotic spindle localization
Cellular component (GO): cell cortex; cytoplasmic vesicle membrane
Molecular function (GO): actin binding
Source: RefSeq, a predicted model, not a curated record